AAAAACACCAACAACCGGUCUCUGUUGUGCGGCUUUCAAGUCAGAGUCUAGGGUACGUCUGACGUCUGGUUUGUUCAUUUUCAUUUUAAAAGGUAAAUGGCAGACCACGCUAUUCUACAUAGUGGAUAUCAUCAUCCAACCUUGAGGACAUGGCAGUCAUUAGGUACAACAAUUACACCGGAUAAUCUUAUGUAUCCUCUUUUCAUCGUGUGAGUACUAUUCUUAAGUAUAGUUAGUUAGUAAUAAUAGUACUACUAAUUAAUUGUAAUAAUAGUAUUAGUUAAUAAUAGUAAUAGUAAUAAUGGUAACAAGUAGCCACUUACUUAAACUUAAAAAACUGAAUACAUUAAAUUCAAAAGUACUUAUCUUAUUACUUAUUUUAUUUAAAUAUUUUUUUAUAUACUAUACCGUGAGCCAUAAUACUUGUCUUGUCAGUGAUUGUGAUACACAUAUGAUCAGUUGGCUAUACAGUGUAGUGUAGGACUGUGUAAGUGUAGGUAAGGGUCACUAGUUAAUAGCAGUUAUGUAGUAGCCUAGCAUACUGAUUUAAAUUUAGUUAUUAGUCCUCUUGAGUCUUAGUCUUAAUCUUAUUCUUUUCAAUCACAUCUUAUCUUUAAAAUAAAAAAGUCUUUCAGCUUUCUUUGUCUUUACAAUUACAAUCUUCUUUAAUAAUAAUAAAAUAGUACUAAUACUAGUAACACUACUUUGUAAGUUUGUAUUUGAUUGAUUGAAUAUGAAAUUUAAUUGGGCCCUAAUUAAAUGAUUUAACUGUGAUUAAAACUCAAAAUAAGAAAAUAACUUAUUAGAUAUACUACUAUUGAACCUUGCCCAGUGCAAUAUUUAUAACACAUUUUUAAAAGAUGAUAUAUGAAUAUGAUAUGAGCCUAAAAGGCCUAAAUAUGAGGCAUUUUAUUUUAUACAGUCGUACUAAGUCUUUAAGCUGACUAUGAACUUAAUUAGUAUUAUUAGUAAUAAAUCUCUGCAAUUUUUUCGCUUGUAUUUCAUACUGAAAACAAAGAAUUAGCCUAAUUAUUAAUUUUAAGUAUGAAAUGCUAAAAAGUAAAAAAAAACUUAUAAUAGUAAAUGGAGUAUUAAGAUUGGGCCAUGGGGAGGGGGAGGCUGCAUAGGCCAAGAUUUGAAAAUGGUAAACUGCUGCAUUACUAAAGACUCUGAGUGUGCCCAUCACCUAUUGCAACAUAUAAAAUUUAAAACUGAAACAUUUAUUGGUUUGCAGACUUUAUUAAAGAUUUGCUUAGACACAUGUCUAAGAGUAUAGCUAGAAGAUACUUGGUUCACUUGCACUUUUAUUAAAAUAAUUUGUAUCAACUUCAAAAGAAUUCACUCAUGUUUAUUUGUGUUAAUGUGUUUUGUAGAAGGGGAACUACUUAGGUUUAAAUUCAGUUCUCUACCAAUAUUCAUGUCUCACACAUUACUGAGAUUUAGAUUUGGUCUUGUGACUUGUCAAAACUUUUAAAAAAAUACAAGUUAAGUUCAGAAGGUCAGUCAUGUGGCUUUGUCAUGUGAUGCUGGUUGCCCAGGUCAUGACCUAUAUCUCUUAAAAAUGUGUGCAGGUUUGGGUGUGGUGGGAGGUAAUUCUCUCUCACAGAAAUUUGUGUGUGUGUGUAUGUGUGUGUGCAUGCGUUGGGACUGGGUGCUGGAGGGGGCAAAUUGCUUGAUUUUAUAAGAUUUUUUUAGAAACAAUUGUUAAAUGCCACAAUGCUGCAGCACCAACAUGCUUUUAAAUGUGGGAAACCAUUAAUUUGAUGAUCAAAAUAAUUAAUUUCAAUUUAAUAGAACAUGUUACAUUUUGUUACAUUUGCAUUGAUUGUCCAAUUUUUUUCUCAUUUAAUCAGGCUAAAUUAAUUAUUGUAUAAAAGAAGCCUGAUAUCCAUAUUUAGUGUUAAAACCUAAUGCCAAUGGGUCAUAUACAAUGUUCAAAUUGUUAAAUUCAGAAAGUCUUUGACUGGCAAAAAGAAAGAAGACUCAUAUCAUUUUUGAACAUUAAAUUUUGUUGAUAUAUUUUGGAGAUAUCAGCUUUGUAUAACAUGAACUGGAGGAAAUCCAUUUUUUGUCCAUGUCCAUACUAAUCCUAACGUGUUAUAUAUUUCAUAUUUUUAUACAUAUUAUGGGUAUUUUAAAAGAGAGUUAUUUCCUGCAUCAUUUUUUUUUCUUCUGUUUCUUUUCAACGUGGCUUUCAGAAAAAUUAACAUUCACUUAUCUUAAGUGGGCAACAUCCAUAGUCAGAUAUUGAAGGUAAUAGCCACAAGUAGCUGGCCAUUUAGCUAUGAAAACUGGCUAAUGACAAAUUGAGGGGCAUUUAACAUUGUAAGGUGGUGUGGAAUAAGAUGUGAUGUAGAUUACUGGAUACAUUAAAAAUCGACUAGAUUCUGGCAUUCUAACACUUUAGAUUGCUUCUUUUUUAUUAGAUACAUUAAAGAGCGGACAAAGAGUGUUGAAAAUGUUUGCAAAAAAUAUGAUCUUUUAGUAUUUCACCAUCCAACAUGUAAGGGUGCGUUAAUAUUAAUAUUCUAAUAUGUCGUAGGGUAAAUACUCUAUUAAAUUUGAAAUCAAUAAGUCAAGAGAUUUUUUAAAAAAUAUGGUUAUGGGGAGUUCAUCAAUCACAGUUUGAUUACACAUGGUGAAGAACAGUGUUUCUCAAAUGGUGGUCAGUGGACCAGUGCAGUCCGAGGGCCAUACGUUGCCGGUCCAGACAACAUGAAUGUUUAUGGUCAAAUAGAAAGAAAAUGUAAUUGAUAAAUCUGGCACUGAGCCUUGUUGCAAUUUCAAAAUAUGUUCACUGGUACACCAAACUUUAAAGUUUGGGAAACACUUGUGUAGAAGAAGAGGAAUAACAAAGUUUGUUUAAUCUGAUUAUCGUCAACAUUACCCAUCUGUUUUUAAGAAAAAAAUUGUUUUGAAUUCAAUCCAUUUUCUUUUCCUUAGAGAUGACCCAAAUGCAGUGCAGGAAAUCAAAAGCAUGCCUGACCAAAGGCGUUAUGGUGUCAACCGACUGCAGGAGGCUGUUGGACCGUUGGUAGAGAAAGGGUUAAAAGCUGUUCUUUUAUUCGGAGUCCCAGAGAAUCUUGUGAAGGUCAGCGCAGGAUGGAUGAAUGAUGUUGCUGGAUUUCUAGCACGACAGGACAGCCUGUUUCAAGCUUAGUCAGCUUAAAGAGAUUGCCAUAUCUCUCAUAUCUAAAACAUUUCUAGUCAGACUCCUUGGACAUGGGAAUUCAAUUCAUCCCCAAUAAUCCCACGCUGUUACAUUUAAGUUUCAGCCCCCCCCCCUCCUUNUUAUGAUGUCAUCCUAUUAAAACACUGCAAGGAGGGCAUUCAAAGAUGGCGGAUACGAUAAAAAGAACUCAAGAAUUAUAUUUUUAGAUUAUUAUUAUUAAGAAAGAGAAUAUCUAAUCCCUUUGUCACCCCCCACCCCCCACCCCCACCCCCCCCCCCCCCCCCCUAUUUCCCCCCUGGGCAUUCUCUCUCUCACCCCCCACCCCUCCUCUCAAUUAAAAGUUCCAUAUUUAAAACAUUUUCUGUAAAAUAAAAAGCAUUAGAAAUGGACUGUGAUGACAUGCACAAUUAAUUCUUGCUUUUUGGUAAUGAUCAUGCAUUAUUCUUUUUUUUUUAUACUGAUAAAGAGCUUGUGACAGGCCACUAGAUAGUGAUAAGACCCUAGAAUGUGAUAGGCCACUUUCACUUUCAACACAAUCCUAAUAUGUCAUUAUUCAUUUUUUUUUACACUUUACACUGAUAUCGAGAUUGUGAUAGGCCACUAGAUUGUGAGAGUCUAAUAGGUUGUGAUAGGCCACUUUCAUGCUCAGUUUUACGAGCUUGGUCAAGUGCAUGUACAUUUUUAUUGGCAGGAUGAAAAAGGUACAGCAGCAGAUGCCCCCGACACCCCCGUAAUAGAAGCCAUCAAGGUGUUGAGGAAAGCUUUCCCUUCCCUUCUCAUUGCCUGUGAUGUCUGUCUGUGUCCAUACACAUCCCACGGUCACUGUGGUAAGGCGUUGAUUUAACUAGUAGCUUGUGGUGUCUUUCUGUGUCUGUACACAUUCCAUGGUCACAGAGGUAAGGGGCUGAUUUAACUACUGGCUUGUGGUGUCUUUCUGUGUCUGUACACAUUCCAAGGUCACAGAGGUAAGGGGCUGAUUUAACUACUGUCUUGUGGUGUCUUUCUGUGUCUGUACACAUUCCACGGUCACAGAGGUACGGGGCUGAUUUAACUACUGUCUUUUUUUUUCUGUGUCCAUACACAUCACAUUUUGCAAAUUUGACGACAUGACAAAGUGACAAACACAAAGGUAUUGGAAUGUGCCAAACACAAAGGUAUUGGAAUGUGCCAAACACAAAGGUAUUGGAAUGUGCCAAACACAAAGGUGUUGGAAUGUGCCAAACAGAAAGGUAUGGGAAUGUGCCAAAAUGUGUAGCGUGUUCUCCGCUCUUAGCCAGAUACACCUUUGCUGGUUAGGCCAUGUAAGGAGAAGAGAGGAAGGCUGUCUCCCAAAAGAUCUGCUGUAUGGCAAGUUGACUAAAGGGGGCAAGACAUAUUGGACAGCCUCGGCUGCGCUUUCAGAAUGUUUGCAAAAGGAGCAUGAAGGAAGCCAACAUAGAAAUCAAAGAAUGGGAGAUCAUCGCUGAGCACCAUUUCAGCUGGCGAACAGGAUCAAAUAGGCAGAAGAUGCACGAAGCAAAUCCCUUGCAACAAAAAAAAGAGCGUUACAGAAAGCCAAUUUUUAACCAGGGGUGAAGGUUCUCCUGGGAAAAGUGCAGCCGAAACUGCCGUCGCCAGGAUCAGCCUCCUCAGCAAUAUGAUGAUGUGUCAACAGUUACUCCAUCAUUUUGAAAUGACAGAAGGACGCUAUAUAUAUAUAUAUAUAUAUGUGUGUCAUAAAAGAUUUGUAAAAAUAAUUUUCAAUAAUUUUUCUUGCCUUGAUAAUUGUCUCUGUUUUCAGGCUACCUUAGGCCAGAUGGGACAAUAGACAAUGAACCAAGCAUAGAGAGGCUGUCGGAGAUAGCUGUGGCCUAUGCCAGGGCAGGUAAGCUUAGAAAUGAUUCCAAACCUGGAACUAGGAAAAAUAUUCAGUUUGUAAUUUUGAAUUGUGUAGAGUAAGGUUAUCAUUCCUAUUUGAAUCAGUAUUGUCCAGAAGAUAUUGCUAUGAUAUUUAAAGGUGUUUUUUUUUUUUUACCUGUUAAAUCAAUGUUGAUGGUGAUGAAGAUGGCAUGAUGGUGAUGAAGAUGCCAUGAUGGUGAUGAAGAUGGCAUGAUGGUGAUGAAGAUGGCAUGAUGAAGAUGCCAUGAUGGAGAUGAAGAUGGCAUGAUGGUGAUGAGCUUUUAGUUUAAAUGGGACUGUUAUAUUUUCCAGUGAAUUUUAACCUAUUUGAUUUGGAAAUUGAAACAAAAAAAUAUGGGUUCAAACCUCAUGACAUUUUAUCAUUUUACAGUUUGGUUUAAUGGGAUUUUCAUUAUGUUUCAUUAGCAUAAAGCCCUUUUCUUGUAACAAACAAAAUUUAUUUGUUAACAAUUUAUAAGUAAAUUGAAAAGUCACAAGGGGAAUAAUUUGAUAUUUUUGCCAGUCUCAAACUAUUUCCCCUUAGUUUAAUUUGAAAUUGUAUACUUUUUGUAGGCCAACCCCUACAUUCUAUGUCUUGUUUUGCCUCACAAUUCAUGAAUCUGUUUUCAUCAUGAUGGGACAUCAGGUUGCCAUGUGAUAGCCCCCUCUGACAUGAUGGAUGGCAGGAUAGGGGCCAUCAAAAAAGCUCUCUUCAGCAACGGUUUUGGGAACACUGUGUCCGUUAUGAGCUACAGUGCCAAGUUCGCAUCAAGUUUUUAUGGACCCUUCAGGUAGCCGUAAAUGUUUGAUCCGAAUGAAAUGUGCUAAAUUCAUUGCAUAUAUGUACUUCUAAAGUAAAGCUUUAGACAGCUGCUAUUCACACAUGACAUUGAAAUCCUAGUUUUACAUAGUAAAAUCCCAAAAUCUAGUGCUAAGUAAAUGCUCAUUAAUUUGCGUACCAAUUGAGUACAACCUGAGUACAAUUUUAGUACAACUUGGGUUCAAUUUGAAUACAAAUUAGUACAACUUGAGUACAAUUUGAGUACAAUUUAGCAUCACAUUGUACAAGAUAAGUAUCCUCAUUUUUACAAAAUGAACAUACAGAAAGACAUGUUUGAAGAGGUAAAUUUUGUCUACUAUUUCUUGUUAUUGCACUAGCAAAUAUUUGCCAAUGAAAGGUGGUGCAGAAUACUGGGCUAUAAAGCUAGGGGGAAAAAUGGCAUUGCUCAACAAUGUUGCUUAAACACACAAUUACAGAAUCUUGUUGCACCUUGUGUUAAACAGAUUCCCUAAGACAGCGGGUGACUAUCAACAACACUAAAAUGGCUACCCUUUCCCCCAUUUAAGUUUAAAUUCACUUCCACUAUGUGUUUUAUUUUUAGCACAAUUCACAAUUUUUUUUUUGGUGCUUCAAAAAGAAAAAUUCUUGCAUUUAAGAAUAAUUUCAACAAUGACACACCUAAAACAAGUGAAUAUAUUUUACCAAAUGACAUUAUCGAAAACUUUCAUCAAUCAGAGAUGCAGCCAAGAGUGCCCCUGCCUUUGGUGACAGGAAGUGUUAUCAGCUUCCCCACGGUGCUAUUGGACUUGCAGAGCGAGCAGCAGUGAGUGUUAUUUUGUGAUCUAAGAUUAGAGUCAUUUCUCCGUAGAUCAUCUAUUCAACUAUCGAGAGCAAGAUUGUCCUAGGCACAAAAAGUACCAACACUCUGACUUUUGUAAUUUUUUUACUCUCAUGAUAAUUAAGUAAACUAUACAGUCUUUAAUACUCAAAAUGGUAGCCUUGAAAAGUAAAGAAAAAAACAAAAGUGCUUGGGGGAGAGACCUUUUACUGCUCACUAGAUAUUUCUAUAUAUUUGACAACUUUUGACUUGGCACUUGGAACAAGCUCGCUCAAAAGACUUAUUGAACGUUUAACCACUUUAUAUGAACAUACUUUGGCCUCUGUAAAUUUGAAGCCAGGAAAGUCAAGACAUCUGGAUCGAGGGGUGGGUGAUCCGUGUUUGGAAUGAAUUAACAUUUCUAUUUUAUAAAAUCUUGUAGUCUCUUUGAUCUAUUAGAAAAUAAUUUGAAUAAUAACAUGUAAGCUGUGUGGAUAAAAAAAUCAGAGACAUACAAGGGAGGACUGCAUUCAGGCUGAACAAAAAAAUUAAAUUUACCAAGGAAAUUCUGAAGAAGGACAAUAACAGAAAUGGAAAGUUUCAGCCAAAAAGCCUUGGACAGCAACAAAAAAACAAACAGUUUAAGACAGAGGCAAACACCCUGAGCUUGUUGUGUAGAUAUUUAAGUCUACAGGAAAUGGUUAAAAAUGAAAAACUGUAUUACAAAGUUUCAAAUUUUUUUUUUUUUUUUUUUUUUUAUGCAAUCAAUAGUUUAAAAAAAAAAUUAUUUUACAAAAAUGAGUCAACAGAAUUGUGUAAUCCUGGUUCACUAAAAAAAAAAAAAAAAAAAAAAAAUAGAAAAAAAAGAAAAAAAAAAAAAAAAAAAUAAAAAAAAAAAAAAGAAAAAAAAAAAAAAAAAAAAAAAAAAAAUUUAAUUAAAAAAUUAAAAAUUUUUUUUUUUUUUUUUUUUUUUUUAUGCAAUCAAUAGUUUAAAAAAAAAAUUAUUUUACAAAAAUGAGUCAACAGAAUUGUGUAAUCCUGGUUCACCUCGGUAGAAGAAUAAGUUAAUGAAAUUAACAGCCCAUUGUAGAUGAUAAUCCUCAAAUCCCAUUGAUUGUAAACAAAAAUUUAAAUACUUGUGCAUAUUUGUUUUAUUUCAAGAAAUUUUUAAUAGCAUAUCCCUUUUGCGUAUAUUUAUUACUUUACUUUAAAGAAUUAUUUAUUGAACAGUGUUUGAGGUGUAUAUAAAGCUGUUCUAUGCAAAUACUGUUCUAAUUGUUAAACAAACCUUAAAUUUGUUCCAAUAAAAAAAAAUAAUAAACCUGUGCAUAUGCAGGACAGAGAUGUUGCUGAGGGAGCAGACUUUCUGAUGGUCAAACCUGGGCUGGCUUACUUGGAUGUUGUGAGACUGAUCAAACAAAAGGUAGAUAACUCUCCAUUUCAAUCUCACUCAUAGUUUUUAUUCCCUCCCAACUUUCAUACUUAUUUAAGGACCCUCCAUUAUAUUAUGUACACAAAAAGUCAGAAUUUAAGGACCAUCCAUUAUAUUAUGUACACAAAAAGUCAGAAUUUAAGGACCCUCCAUUAUAUUAUGUACACAAAAAGUCAGAAUUUAAGGACCCUCCAUUAUAUUAUGUACACAAAAGGUCAGAAUUUAAGGACCCUCCAUUAUAUUAUGUACACAAAAAGUCAGAAUUUAAGGACCCUCCAUUAUAUUAUGUACACAAAAAGUCAGAAUUUAAGGACCCUCCAUUAUAUUAUGUACACAAAAAGUCAGAAUUUAAGGACCCUCCAUUAUAUUAUGUACACAAAAAGUCAGAAUUUAAGGACCCUCCAUUAUAUUAUGUACACAAAAAGUCAGAAUUUAAGGACCCUCCAUUAUAUUAUGUACACAAAAAGUCAGAAUUUAAGGACCCUCCAUUAUAUUAUGUACACAAAAAGUCAGAAUUUAAGGACCCUCCAUUAUAUUAUGUACACAAAAAGUCAGAAUUUAAGGACCCUCCAUUAUAUUAUGUACACAAAAAGUCAGAAUUUAAGGACCCUCCAUUAUAUUAUGUACACNCCCCCCCCCCACACACACACACAUGGAAAUAAUUUUAAAAAUCAAUCAAUUUCACAUAUUUCUUAGGUGACAGCCCGCGGACGCUGUUCGAACUUCUGGAGACUGUCCAAAUUUCUGUACAAUUAUGUUUGAAGACUUUUGUUAUUGUGACUACAUUUUUUUCGGAGGUCCCCAAUCCACCCCCCACACAUGCACUAGAUCUUUAAAAACAACCCCACUGUCCCGUCAGUGUGUAUGUAAUAUAUGAUAGGCCCCUUUCACUUCCUUUGACAAAUUGAGAAAGGGUCUGUGAUACCUGAAAAAUAAUUGCCUUAAAAAUGGUUAGUACAUUAAAAACCACAUUUCAUUCCAGUAAGUGUUCAAAUUAUUUAUAAAAAAUGGUGUGUCACUGAGGUGGUUUUUUUUUAUUUCGGUUGAUUUGAUUAAUGGGAACAGUUUUAUUAAUAUUCAAAUCUUCGCUUAAUGUUAGAUGUAGACCUUCAAAUCCCCAAUUCGUUAAAUAAACUGAUGUUCAAUGUUAGCAUAAAUAACCGCUAGUCUGAAUUUUAUAGUUUGCCAGUCAUCAGGGUCAUCUAGCUCAAAUGUUUUUGUUUACUUGUGUAGUACCCAACCCACCCUAUGGCCAUCUACCAUGUAUCAGGGGAAUAUGCCAUGUUGUACCAUGCAGCUGUUGCUGGAGCAUUUGAUCUCAAGGCCGCUGUCAUGGAAACAUUGCAGUGUAUGAGGAGGGCAGGUAACUCUGAAGUUUUUAUUUUUUUUAUGUUAUCCUUUUUUUUUUAAAACCCAGCUGAUUGUUUACAUUUGUAACAUUAUCAUAUUUAUUUUUAGAAAUAGUCCUUGGCUCAUAUGAUUCAAUUUACAUGCCCUGUUUUCUGAUAACAUUGGACACAAAAUAAACAAAUAAAAAAUUUUUAACUACAAGCAUUUCACUAUACUAGGGCUCUUAAACUAUCCAAAGGACUGGAUGAGGAUAAUUUAAUAGCCAGAGGGCAUCUACAUAUGUAAAUAUUAAAAGCACUGUCCCUUAUAGCAACACUUAACAUAUUGUUUUAUGUGCCCGUCCGUUCUGUACAUGUUUAAUCAUAGACUGGUCAUUGUAACUUAAUGUUCUUAAUGAUUAAACACUUUGUCAAUCAUUGUGCACAGAGAACUCAUUUUAUAUCAUGCAUUUCCUCUUGUCAAUCUUUGUACACCAAGAACGUCUUUAUGAAUUAUGAAUCAUGCAUUUCCUCGCUUCUUGUUGAAGGUGUUGACAUUCUGAUAACCUACUUCACUCCCCAUGUUCUGGAAUGGCUGAGCAAUGAAUCCAAGUCAAGAUGAAUGUUUGGAAGCAAUUAAAAACUGAUUCUUGUUAAUGUUUCCUACUCAAGUUAGCAUUCAGUGGACAACUUUGUCAUCCUUUGGUUAGUGAUUUAUCUGUUUGUUGUGGUAUUUUUUUGUCCAUCAGGGCCACUGUUAAUAAAUUGUCUUUUAAGUAUAUUUUGUAGGGUUCCUUAGAUCAGUGGUUCUCAACUCCUUUGGGGGUUGAACGACCCUACACAGGGAUCGCCUAAGACCAUAGGAAAACACAUAUUCAUGAAGUAGCAACAUGAAGUAGCAACAAAAAUAAUUUUAUGGUUUGGGGGUCACCACAACAUGGGGAACUGCAGUACAGGGUCGCGGCCUUAAAAAUGCUGAGAGCCACUGCCUUAAUGAACAUUUGCCUUUUUAAUCUUUGGCAAAUAUUUUACAAAUUCCUGACCAACCAAAGUCAGUGGUGAUCACAAUGAAGUGUUUAUUUGUGGUUUCACUUUCCAUCAAACAUUCUAAAUUUUUUUUAUAAACAUUUACAUUUUGAUAAGUUUAAGAUUUUUUAAAUUGUAAAUGCUUUGUUGAUGAUAAUUUGUAUGUGCAGAUUUGAUCAAUCCUGUUAAGCUUUUUUGGAGGAAAGCAAAAUGUUGUGUUUGAUAUUUUUUUUAAAGUAUUUAAAUACCUUUUCAUGGAAUGAAAAUGUUAACUUCUCUGUUCAUCUACCAAAUGUUUAAAAUGUUAUGUACUUUCUGAUUAAAUGUCCUUAUGCUAGUCAAUGUGAAAUAUUCAAUAUAAAAUUUACAAGAAAUUUAUCCAAUACAUUAUAAUUGAUCAUAACCAAUUUAGAUGUUGUUUUUUUUUCUCCUUAAUUUGUCUUUUCCUUAUACAGACAUCAAACAUCUCUGAUUGUUCACCACUUAAUUUUCUAAUUUACAGUAAAAAUAAUGUCAAAUAUGGUAAAAAUUAAAGUCAUCUCAAAAACUAUUUCUUCAGGGAAUACAUUCCAAAUAUAGCGUAAUUCUGAGAAUUUGUAAUACAUUCCAAAUAUAGCAU
Messenger RNA from Lymnaea stagnalis (great pond snail), 11053 nucleotides. The record is from the annotation of a GenBank genome assembly. Lineage: Eukaryota; Metazoa; Mollusca; Gastropoda; Lymnaeidae.